Messenger RNA from Rotaria socialis, 1869 nucleotides. NCBI's taxonomy places the organism in Eukaryota, Metazoa, Rotifera, Eurotatoria, Philodinida, Philodinidae. The record is from the annotation of a GenBank genome assembly.
AUGCCAUCAUCGUCCAUGAGGAAAAAACCUUUGGGAUCAACAAUCACUAAUAAUAAUUUAUCACGUCCAUCGUUAAUUGAUACGAUGCUUUUAACCAGUACACCUCUUCGUCGUUCACCGGCAAUACAAUCGGCAAUAGCAUCAAAUCGAUCAGCAAAUAAUUUAGCUUUUCAACAAAUUUUUAAAGAAAAAAAUCAAACCUAUGAAGAUAUGCAACUACUGAAUUUAACAAAAAAUAUGAAUAAAAAAGAUAAACAAAAUGAUAAAAAAUCGAUAUCAACAAAUAAAAGUACUAAAAGUCGACCGAAGCAUCGAAGAACCGUUUUGAAUCAAGAAGAUGAUGAUGAUGAAACAGAAAAUGAUGAAGAGUUUAAAAAAACAAAUAAAUCAACUACAAACAAACGAAAAACAACAAUUUCAAGACAAGAACAAUCAGAAGAACCGAUUUCGAAAAAACUUCGACGAACUACUGCUCUAAAUAAUAAAAAAGCUACAAAAACAACUAUUGGUAAAUCUUCUGCUGGAAGUUCCGAUGGCUGUACGACUGCUGAUGAGGAAAAUGAAGAAACACGUCUUAUUGAACAAUCAAAAUUAUAUAUUGAAGGACCAGGAAUUCGACAAAAUUAUAAAAAACUCAAUGAACACAAUAGAAAAAUUGGUGAAAAAAUUCAAAGUCUUCGUUCGUAUCAACAAGUACUACCGUCAUUGCCAUCACCAAUUCUUACACGGCCAAACACUGAAAAUGAAGAUGUCUUCGCUGUACCAACUCAAACAAGUUCACCUGUUAAAAUUAAAACAGCAUCACGUAUUACCUUUGCACUUCCUCCUCAAGCAACGUCACCUAUUCCAGCAAAUAACUUUGAUUCUACUCAUCCACCAAGUCCCCAAAUGCCACCAACAACAACAGCUACAUCAAUUGAUACACAAACAGAUGAUUUAUUGUCUCAUCCUAUUCUUCAUGAGAAACAGUGUCAAACACGACCAAAUGAAGUCAGAAAUCAAUCAGUACAAACAGAAUCGAUGAAUAACGAAUCUGUUUCGAUCGGUAUUCAAUACCAUUCUGAUCUGAUGUCUCAACAACAUGUUGUGUGCCGAGAUUUAACAGCAUGCACUUGUGUAGAACAAUUAGUUAAAACGCGUCAAUUUAUUGUUGAUACAACUACUAAACUUCAAUUAUCAAAUAGUAAUCGGUCAACAAAAGUAUCAAAAUAUACAAUGACCAUUGAAGAAUCAUCACCAGCUACUAUGGUUCUUGCCAAAUCUAGUUUGAAAACAGAGCAACAGAUGAUUUUUGAACAAUUCGUUUCUCAAUUUAAUAUUCGCCAUUCAAAUACAGUUGACGAAACAACAACUCAUUUAAUAACUGACUCCUUAGACGAGAACACUCCACUUGUUUGUCCAUUAACAUUAAAAGUAAUUCAAGCAACUGCUCGUCACUUACCAAUAAUUAGUAUUCAAUGGCUCGUUGCAUCAAUCACACAUCAAAUAAUAGUUCCAUCGCAAAUUUAUGAAAUAUUUCUAGGCGAUCCAACAUAUGGUUAUCAUGGUGGCUUUCUUCGUUCACGUAUUCCACGUUCACAGGGCCUCUUUCAGGGCAUUGCAUUCCGUUUAGAAUGCCCAGAACAGCACGGUUGUCAAGCGAUUUUAGCUGAUAAUCGUGCACUUCGUGAACUUAUUUAUCUUUGUAGUGGAACAAUUGUUGAUGAUUCAAAUCAAAAUCAAUCAUCAACAAUUAUUGUGUUGUGCAAUGAAAUAAAGCGAAAAGAUCAUCUACAUACAGCUUAUGUUAAACCUGAAUGGUUACUCGCUUCUAUAGCUCAAUACAAUCUUCAGUCAUUUCAACAAUUUUCCGUCGAUUUUACACCCUAA